This is a messenger RNA of Engraulis encrasicolus (European anchovy), 1451 nucleotides long. It is a transcript of the gene dimt1l, whose product is annotated as DIM1 dimethyladenosine transferase 1-like (S. cerevisiae). The record is from RefSeq and is a predicted model, not a curated record. Gene Ontology annotation, biological process: rRNA methylation. Lineage: Eukaryota; Metazoa; Chordata; Actinopteri; Clupeiformes; Engraulidae. Gene Ontology annotation, cellular component: nucleolus. Bases 136 to 1056 code for a protein of 306 amino acids. Gene Ontology annotation, molecular function: rRNA (adenine-N6,N6-)-dimethyltransferase activity. The transcript is spliced from 12 exons.
AGCGGAUGGCGCUGUGUGCCAUUCCAAGGCCAGAGUUGGGGUUGGUUUUCUUCUUGCCAGCCACUUGUAAACACGUGUACGUGCGGUGCUGGUAGAGUAGUCAGCUCUGAAAUAAUUUUCAACAAAACUGUCAAAAUGCCUAAAGUAAAAGCAGAGAAAAAAUCCCGACAACACCAGGAGGUGAAAAGUCAAGGUAUUAUGUUCAAUACUGGUAUUGGCCAACACAUCUUGAAAAACCCUCUGGUUGUCAACGGUAUUAUCGAGAAGGCAGCUCUCAGACCGACAGAUGUGAUACUGGAAGUUGGGCCUGGAACUGGUAACAUGACAGUCAAACUCCUAGAGAAAGCAAAGAAGGUUGUAGCCUGUGAAAUGGACACAAGAAUGGUUGCAGAACUUCAAAAGAGAGUACAGUGCACACCACUGCAAACAAAGUUACAGAUCCUUAUUGGAGACGUGUUGAAGACUGAACUGCCAUUUUUUGACGUCUGUGUUGCCAACUUGCCUUAUCAGAUCUCUUCACCGUUCGUGUUCAAGUUACUGCUUCACCGGCCAUUCUUUAGGUGUGCAGUGCUGAUGUUCCAGAGGGAGUUUGCCAUGCGACUAGUGGCAAAACCAGGUGACAAGCUGUACUGCAGGCUCUCCAUUAACACACAGCUGCUCUCACGUGUGGACCAUCUCAUGAAGGUGGGAAAGAACAACUUCCGUCCACCUCCUAAAGUAGAAUCCAGUGUGGUUCGCAUUGAGCCAAAGAACCCUCCACCUCCAAUUAACUUCCAGGAGUGGGAUGGUUUGGUAAGAAUCGCGUUUGUGAGGAAAAACAAGACACUCAGCGCUGCAUUCAAAUCUGCAGCAGUGGAACAGCUUCUGGAGAAGAAUUACAAAAUUCACUGUUCUGUGCACAACAUUGAUGUCCCACAGGACUUCAGUAUUGCAGCCAAAAUUGAGAGCGUUCUUCAAGAGGCAGGGUUCAGUGAGAAGCGAGCUCGCUCCAUGGACAUAGACGACUUCAUGGUACUUCUUCAUGCCUUCAACUCUGCUGGGAUCCACUUCUCGUAAUGCUGUAAUACCUGGACUUCAUCAAAAGAGCCUUCGAUGAGGAGAGCGACAGAGGAAGUAGCCCUAAGCUGACGAUAGGACUGGUCAUGCCCCAACUGCAGCGUUUCAACGGAGACCGUGGCCAGCUGCUGAGCGUUGGAGUGGCUGUGCAAAACGAACAUUUACAUUAGUACACAGCUUUUUACAGCCCCUGUCUUUGUCACUGAAUUUAUAACCUGGGGAUCAAGUAAUGGCAAUAUUCUUGUGACGAAAAGCAGCCUCAUAAUUUAAGGCUGCCGUGGGGUUGACUUUUGAUCUCUGUAAAUCUCUUCCACAUUUUGCUUUGUAAAUAAUAUCUUGUCUUUAAAAUCCAUGUUUAAAAAGUAAAAAUGUCAAAAGCAUCAUUUAUAAAUUUA